This is a messenger RNA of Trypanosoma brucei brucei TREU927, 2028 nucleotides long. RefSeq names its product major surface protease A, putative. Gene Ontology annotation, molecular function: metalloendopeptidase activity. NCBI's taxonomy places the organism in Eukaryota, Euglenozoa, Kinetoplastea, Trypanosomatida, Trypanosomatidae. The record is from RefSeq and is a predicted model, not a curated record. Gene Ontology annotation, biological process: cell adhesion; proteolysis. The coding region runs from base 1 to 2028 and encodes 675 amino acids. Gene Ontology annotation, cellular component: membrane; cytoplasm. The transcript has a single exon.
AUGCUUCACCAUAAAUUAGAUACAGUGAGCGUCAUCGCACUCUUGUUGACACUCCGUGGUACCGUCGCUGACGACAACAUCACUGGGGAGGAAGAGGGGACAGGGCACCGAUGCAUGCACAAUGAUGUUGCCGUUCCAUACGAUGAGCUUCCCUCCAUGGACGCCGUUCAUGAUUUGCAAACGGCACACGUGGCGGAGGUUUCCAACAAUACUGAAGGUGAGGGAAACAAGAGCAAAAGUGUUGAACGGAAAAAUGUGCGGUUUCACAUAAAAUACGCGUUAGGCGAGACCUGCAAAGGAAUCGGAAUGACUGUUCCCACCUACAUCAAGGGAACUACCAAGGAAUGCACCGAGGAUGAUGUGCUGACGAAAUGGAAACUUCGCUCUGUCAAGGUCAUGAUGGAGGCUGCUACAAAAUUUCUUAGUUCUGCGCUUCUUGUAGAUCCCCUGGAAGCGGUGAACGUUCCAGGGGGUAAGUGCUCAGGGGUUCAGGUCCCCAAAAUGACCGUACCGAAUGCGGAUUACGUUGUGUUUGUGACGAUCAACCCACGACCAGAAGAGGAAACCACGACAGUCGCGUGGGCCGCUGCGUGUCUGAAAGAUACUCGGUCAGGUAGACCUGUCGUGGGCCACAUCAAUUUCAUCCCCGCUGCCAUCCAACGGAACCCAUCAAGUCUUGCUGAACAUGUGGCUAUGCACGAGCUCGCGCAUGCCAUCGGCUUUAGUGAUAUUGCUGAAACGAUGUUAAGAGCACCUAAUGGAUUGGGUGCGAAAGGCUCGCAAAGAGUGUAUCGUAAAGGACUGGGGAAAGCGGUCACACUUAUUACCUCGCCCAAGGUUCUGAAGGUCGCCCGGGAGUACUAUGGUUGCCCCGGCCUUGAUGGUGUUGAGGUUGAGGAUGCUGGAAGUGAGGGCACGCGGGGCUCGCACUGGAAGAAACGAAUUUUGUUUAACGAGGCCCUCGUUGGUAGUGUAACGUCCGGGCAGCUGUUUUUUUCUCCUCUAACUCUCGCUUACUUUGAGGACCUUGGAUUUUACACGGCCAACUACUCUACCGCAGAGACGGGCAUGACCUGGGGGAAGGGCAGAGGGUGCGACUUUUUGUAUCAGAAGUGCGAUAAUCAUCCCCGGGAGUGGGGAGAGUUCUGUUUUCGUAAAGAAAUGUUCGUGUCCACCUGUACAUUGGACCGAAGCAGCUUAGGGGCGUGCGAUAUUACAACUCACCCCGAGGAUCUCCCUCAGCUUUAUCGGUACUUUGAUGAUCCUCGAGUUGGCGGCUCCUCCGCGGAGAUGGAUUAUUGUCCCACCGUAAUGGGGUUUGUUAAUGCGUACUGUACUGCGGAGCUAGGUUUUGCUUUUAUGAACGUCUUCGGUAAUGAAAUGGGUGUGCACAGUCUGUGUUAUGACUCCGACGUCAUCACAAGUGUGUUUCCCAACUUCCCCUUCGCGGCACGAUGCUUUCCAACAACGUGUACACCCUCUGGACAGCUUCUGCUGCGUGUGCAGGGGCGUACGGUUGCGUGCCCACGUGACGGUAAAGCGGGAUUGGGUGACACCUCGAAGUUGAAGGGUGUUCACGGUAAGGUCCAAUGCCCCCCUAGUGAGAACUUUUGCAAAAAUUCUGGUAAUGGUAUUUCUAAGCUGCAGCUUGCGUCGGUUGCGGACGAGGUGGAUGGUAGUUCAAACACGGAAAGAAUCGGACACUCACUUAUAUCUCCUACACCGCAUACAUGGAACAGUGAAGACAUGGGGAGCUGCAGCAGUCGCCUCGCUUGUCUGAAAGAUAUUCCGCCCCCCUUUCCGGCGUGCAGCCUGGCUGCAAGGAAGGUGAAGGAGUGUCUCGGGAAUGAUUGCCCAGGGAGUGCGCAGCAAUGGCGAUAUGCAAAUGAAGUAGGUAAUAGUUGCUUGAACCCAGAGGGUAUGGUGGCCAUGUGUAUGGAUGGCUGGAGAGGUGUAAAUGAAUUGUGUGGGGCAGUAGAUCCUGAAUCCAAGUUGGGACGAAGCUACCGAUCGAUGCUUCCCUUCUAA